AUGGUGUUGGAUGCUCGUUUGCCUAAUACCCUCAACUUCCAAGAUCGGGAAAUUUACAAGACAGGCUUUUCUGGCCUCGACUGUAUGAGAAGAGAUGGCAAACUAUGUGACAUUACUUUGAUUGCUGAUGGCGAUAGAUUCACUGCUCACAAAGUCGUUUUAGCAGCUACUAUUCCGUUUUUCAAUGGAAUGUUUCUAAGCAAUAUGUCAGAAUCUGUUAAGAGUGAGGUAUCCAUUCAUGGGAUAGAUGCAUGUGCUUUAGAAGCAUUUAUUAGUUAUGCUUACACUGGUGUGGUGCAAAUCACACCACGUAAUGUUCAGUCUAUCUUGAUUGGGGCUAAUUUUCUGCAACUUAAUAGUGUCCGAAAUAUAUGUUGCCGGUAUAUCAGUGAAAGGUUGACUGUUGACAUAGUCCUGCCAAUGAGAAGUCUAGCUCAAAGUUUUCUAUGCACAGAUCUAGUAUCUUCCUGUGAAGCAUAUAUUUAUAAAAACUUCGAAGCUGUAGCCCGAACAAGUUCAUUUUUCAACCUUGAUGGAUCUGAAUUACUGGAAUUAUUGGACUCAGAUGAACUACGUGUCAGCAGUGAAGAACGACUUUUUCAUAUUGUUAUGUCAUGGGUUGAAUACGACAUGAUGAAACCUAAAUUCAGUGUUGAUACAAAUUCUGUUACAUCAGAAUCUGUUAACUUGAUCGAAUUCUCUGAUAGUCGUAAUGCUAAUCUAAACUCAAAAAGACCAUUUAGCGCUAAUGGCAAUGAUUUUCGAACAUCAUACUCCAGUGGAUCUUCACCUUCUUUACAUCACUCACUGGAUCUCAAUACUUCUCAGGUAUUCAGUAAUAAGCCCAAAAUACCUCGCACUGAAUUUCUUCCGUGUUUAUUGAGACGCAUCAGAUUACCACUUAUUCCAGUCAGUUUUAUUUUCUCUGUUAUUUCUCGACAUGAACUUAUUCGUCAAGAUAUACGUUGUAGAGAUAUUUUAGACGAAGUACGUGAUAUGCUUCUAAUGCCAGGACAGACACCGAAAAACUUUAUUUGUCGACCACGAAGAUGUCAAGAUGUAUUCGGUGUUAUUUAUGCUGUUGGCGGGUUAACUGCAGAUUUAGAAUGUCAUGGAGUUGUUGAAACAUAUCAUCCUUCAUUUGGUCGUUGGGAAUUAUCAGAGAGUAUGAUUUCAAAACGUAGUCGUAUUGGAGUUGUUGCAUUGAAUGGACUAUUGUAUGCUAUUGGAGGUUUUGAUGGAUCUUCAAGACUGAAUACAACAGAAGUGUAUGAUCCAAAAACUAAAAAGUGGAAAACCUUAGCACCAAUGAUUUGUCGACGUAGUGCUGCAGGAGCUGCUGCACUUGACGGACAUCUGUAUGUAUGCGGUGGUUAUAAUGGACAAACCUCGUUACGUACGUGUGAAAUGUAUAACCCAGAAAAAGAUAUGUGGCAGUUAAUAUCAAAUAUGAAUGAACCAAGAUCUGCUGGUGGUCUUGUUGCACUUGACGGUCGUCUUUACGCCAUUGGUGGACAUAAUGGGUUAGCAGUCUUCUCAACAGUUGAGUGUUACAACAAAAAUUUGAGUGUCCCUGUAAAACGUACACCGUCUUCUCGAUGUGGUACUACUACUACUGCUGUUGCGCAUACACCACCAACCAUUCAACAGAAUCAUAAUACUAGUUGGUAUUUUGUUGCUAGUAUGUUACACCGUCGAUGUAGACAUGGUGCAGCAGUGUUUCGUGAUCGUAUUAUUGUCGCUGGUGGGUAUGAUGGUUCUUCAUUUCUUCAGAGUGUUGAAAUGUUCGAUCCUACAACCGGUCCUGAUCACAAUGGUUUUUAUGGCCAAUGGACUGAAAUAUCUUACCUGUCAGUUCCUCGUUCACGUGUUGGACUAGCUGUAACCGCAGGUUGUCUAUAUGCUAUAGGUGGAUACGAUGGAACAAAACAACUACGCACAGUUGAAUGUUUUAAACCGCCCACGCAUCAAAAUGACUAUGAAUUACCAAGUGAAUACUCCCUUUCAAAGCAUGAUACAUUAUCUGAUAUGUUGUAUAAACCUGGGACUUCUACAACGACUGGUUUCGAUAACUACAACAGUGAGUGCACCCGCAUUCGUAGCGGUACCAAUAAUCAUAUUACUCCAGAAAUAGCUAAAUUUCUUUCUAGCGCUGCUGAUAAUUUAUCAUAUUCUAAUAAUUCUGAUAUCGAGUCGGUUUCUUCAUUUAAUUCAGCUGAUAGUAGCUCGACACUUGGGGAUGGAAGAUAUCAGGCGAAUAUCAUAUCGGAAAAAUCAAAAUAUAAGACAAAUAAGCCUAAACUAUCUAUCCCAUCCACUUCUGCUGUCACUACUGCUACUGCCGGUGGUACUACUACUUCCUCUUCGAAUCCUUUCGCUGAUUGGCAAUGGUCUUUUGCACCAUCGUUAAUUGCACAUGAAGGAUGGGUCGGUAUAUGUGUCCUACCGUUAGAUCAAUCGUCAUCGAUAAACAACUGA
Messenger RNA from Trichobilharzia regenti, 2478 nucleotides. The record is from the annotation of a GenBank genome assembly. NCBI's taxonomy places the organism in Eukaryota, Metazoa, Platyhelminthes, Trematoda, Strigeidida, Schistosomatidae.